UCGGUCAUUUCGUUUUUGAUGUAUUUGCCUUAAAACGUAGUUAGCACCACCAGAAGUAUUAGUUCUUGAGAUGCUUCAGACGCAGGAGCCGCUACUGCCAUUUUUUUCUCUAGAUGAAAAGUAAGAUCAAAAUCAAAAUAUCAACUAAGUACCCACUCACUACUAGAAAUCGAACUACCCGCAGCACCUGACAUCAAGCUGCAGAAGAUGCUGUCCCUACCAACUACACUCUUCUCCUGGCUGUCCGCUUUGGCCCAGGUGUGCGAGUGCAGAACAACUACGCCUCAGGUGCCCCAGCAAGUAGAAGAAGAAGCACAAGACCCUCAAGCUCAAACAAGGGAAGCCUUGAUUGCGGGAGAAGCGCGACACCAUCAAGUAGCAAGGGAAGUGGCAGGGUUUUUACAGCCUCAAACCAGUACCAGAGCAGACCCAAGCCCAACUAGUC
Amoebophrya sp. A25 is the source of this 445-nucleotide messenger RNA. NCBI's taxonomy places the organism in Eukaryota, Dinophyceae, Syndiniales, Amoebophryaceae. The record is from the annotation of a GenBank genome assembly.